ACCCGUCGCCAUGGUUACCCCGCGCAAAUUGAUCUUGGGCUCUCAGUGGAAAUGAACAACACAGAGAAGCCAUUUUGCGCAGUAGCGGUCAAUACUCACACACACAAAACACAGCAAGAGUAGGGCAGCUGACGUUAGCGGAGUUCCGAGCCGACUCGGUUCGGAAAAGGACGUGCCCUCUCGCCGUCUCCUCCCCCUCGCCAGCCAGGGAGCUCGGCAGCUCGGGGAGGAGCGGAGAGGAAGCCGGAGGGCGAGCGAGAGAGCAAGCAGCGGGAGGGGGCAGCGCCAGCGGAGCGGACACUUUAGCCGCAUUGCUAUUCGAUCCCCCCGGCUGACCCCCCCGUGAGAGGUGGGAGUUGUCCGCUCGGGUGAAUCCGCCAGGCGGGCUCCGAGUCAGCAGGUGGACGGCCGCUCUGCUCGCUCGCCGGUGUUUUGUGCUGUUUACGUGUCAUUUAAUGUGAAAAGUGAGGACUUUUUUCCCCUUUGUAUUUUACAUGGAGGUCGCUGUCAAGCUAGCCAGGACGAGGCUGCUUUGCUAAGGAAGGUGUGUGGCACAGCUUUGAAUCUGUACGAAGCGCCCUUCAAUAUGAAUACAGACAGCGGCGGAUACGCGCGCAAAAGCGUGGCCGUGUCGCUCACCCUCUCGCCCAUCAAGAGGGUCCAGAGCACACCCAAUCUGGCCUCAGAGAGCGGCCCUCACUCUUCAGACUUGAAUCCUUGGCGCUGCGGCAGCGCCACCGACGGCCUGAAGAACGGCGACGGCAUCAGCUCGUCGCUGGCCGCCAAAGGCUUUCGCAGCGUCAGGCCCAACCUGCAGGACAGAAAGUCGCAGGAUGACAAUCACGUUCCCCCGCCCCCUUCACGAAGCGAUAGUUUCCAUUUCACGCUCGCCGACGCUAACCCGUCGUCGACGACCGACGACACGUGCACCGCGACGAAGCUAACGUUCUCGGCCGUAAAAGAUUCCUUCGCGUUUAGCCGCACGGAAACCGGCGCUAACCCACGCCCUGACCACGCUUCGGCUAACGCGUUAAACCGGGAACGUAAGAUUUCCUGCCUGUCGAUGACCCCCGUCACCGUCCCGGACCCGCCCGAGCACCUUAACGCUAGCACCCCGCCCCUUUCUCCGGCCACGCCUCCCCAGCCUUCCGUGAGGACUUCCUCGCUGUCGGUCAAAUUGCUCUCGGGAAGCCAGAAAGAUCCGGAGAGUGUCCCGGCGGGGUCGUCGCCAGGUUUAGAUUCGACGCGAGACCCGAAGGCUCCUCCGGGGGUUCCUCCCAGACCUUCUCCUGCUGAGCUGUUGGGCGCCCCCUCCCUCGACCCGGCGGCACGCGGCCCCCCCUUUGUCCGCUCCCUGGACUCGCUGGCGUCCAAGGGUCCGUCGCCCGGCCCGUACGCGGGCCCCUCGCCGCCCGCCUCGCCGGUCACCGUGUCGGCGCUCAGCCACUGCUCGUGGUCCACGGCGGGCGGGCUGGACGAGCUGCGGAUCUGUAGCCUGGACUCGCCCGGCGCCUCGCCCACGCCGUCGCCCACCCUCAGCCAUGUCUCGGUGUUCGCCGCCGGCGAGGCUCUAACAACGGCCGCUGUCACUAACGGCCAGGUGCUCUCGCACGCCAUGAACGGGGGCACGGGGCACGCCCAGAGGCCCCUGUCGCCGCCGUCAUACCCGCCGCCGCCCACCUCGCUCCGCGCCGGAGGCCUCAGGCAGAGUCGAAGCUCAGAAGGUAGAGAGGCCUUCACCAGGGAGUCCGCCAGCUACGGCGGCUCGGUGCCCAUCGCCCGUUUUUCUGAGGAGGAAAGCAAGGUGUCCAUCAUCAAGGCCCCUCACUACGAAGGCAUCGGACCCGUGGACGAGUCGGGGAUUCCCAUUGCCAUCCGCACUACGGUGGAUCGUCCCAAGGAUUGGUACAAAACCAUGUUCAAGCAGAUCCACAAGGUCCACAAAGCAGACGACGACUAUUCGGACACGUACAGCGCGACGUACGCCAUCGUCAACAACGACGACUACGGCGUGCCCCCCGGCGCCACCUUGGCCCACCCGGCCCCGCGCACCCACACGUACCGGCCGCUGGCCAAGAGCCCGUCGCCCUCUCCGUCGCCGGUGCCUCCCCCGCCUCCGCCCGCGCCCUCUUUGCUCCAGCUGAGAGCCCGAGACAGCGACCGCGACACGCCCGACAUGAACGAAUGGGGUCCACCCGACAGGAAGGUGGACACGCGAAAGUACCGUGCCGAGCCAAGGAGUAUUUUUGAGUACGAGCCAGGAAAGUCCUCCAUUUUAGAGCACGAAAGACCCAGCUAUGAUGACAUAGAUUUAGAGAACGAGCCUUGGUAUAAGUUCUUUUCCGAGCUGGAGUUUGGCCGCCCGCCUCCUAAAAAACGUCUGGAUUAUAAUCCAGACGUGUCGGCUCGCCAGCGUAUCGAGGCCGCUCUGCUGCCAUCUCCUUCCGACAAGCCCCCCGAAAGACCCGCGAGCGCCGCUAGUGACUACAGGAAGAGAAGGAAGUCGGAGCCCGCCCCGUCAUACCCCGAGAGAGCGGCCACGUCGCACAACGUGCCCGACGCCGGCGGCUCCAACUUGAAAAAGCCCAGCGUUCGCUCCUCGCCGUCCUCGCCCUCACGUGCCAAAGGUGGGGCCGCAUGCGUCAUGUAUUCAAACAGCAUGAGUCGUCCGGUCACCAGCGGGCGGCCGCCAUCGCCGCCACCGCCGCCCAAACUCCGAUCCCGAAGCUGCGACGACCUCCCAUGCUCGGACCCCGAGCGCCGGCGCGCCCGCCGCUCAGAGAGCGCCGGCUCGUUGGCCCGCGACGGCUCAGCACCGAGUCUCCGUCGCGGGACGCCGCGCGACUCCCCCGCCUUCCUGGAGCUGUACCGCAAAAUGCACCGCAUCGACAGGGCGCACAUGAUCCCGUCCGAGGUGAUCCGCUCGGUCCGCGCCCGCAUUUCGGACUUGGAGCGGCUGCCCCGACCGUGCCCGCGCCGCCCCUCCCCUUCGGCGCCGCGCCGCAACGUUCCCGACCGCGUAUCCGCCUACGAGAGCCUGGUGGCCAAGUCCAAAUCCAUGCCCGACCUAGGUGACGGCGAGGCGGCGUCGGGUGCCACCACGCCGGGCGGUUCCUCGUCCCGGGCCAGUAGCGGCGCCGCCACCCCUUCUUUUCCCAAACGCCGAUUCUCCGUGGAGUCCCUCCUGGAGGAGGACGACGAUAGAGCCGUAGAGCGCGAAGCCCGCGGCCCGCCCGAGGGUCGGCCCCGCGCCGGGCCGGAGGUACCCCCCGUCCCGCGGGCGCCGCCGCCCGCCGACUACUCUGACAGCGAGCGAGACGCGGCGGCCUCGGACCUGAGCGACUUCAUCCGAGCCGAGGGUUCUUCGUUUUGCAGCGAGAGCGACUUUGACCGAUGCUCGCCGACGUCCUCGGAGAGUCUGUGCGGCGGCCCCGCCCACUGGCGCCGCCGCCGCCACCCCGGUCCCCAAAGCGUGGGGCAGAACCAGGGCUAUCAGCACCGACACCUCAUCAGCUCUUGCAAGGGUCGCUGCCCGGCUUCUUACACCCGCUUUACCACCGUGCUUCGCCACGAGCGAGAGCGGGCCCGGCGGGACCCUCGGCCGGACCCCCGGCGGGACCCCCGGACACCCUCGGAGUCCAUGUCCAACUUGGCCUACCUGGUCAGCCCGGUGCCUUUCCACAAGAAAAAGUCCGCCGUCGGUGGCGGCGAAGGACCAAAAUCCAAGCGGGCCGUCUACGAAGCGCUGGACGCCGCCCUGCGGGACAUCUACGAGCACAUCCGAGCCGAGCGGGGCCGCGGCGGGGGCGCCCCCGAGCGCGGAAUCCUGAGGAGAAUACUCUCCGAGCUGCUUCCCGAAGUGCCCGAGAGGAGCUCUUCCUUGCCCGGGAGGCGGCGCUGCUGCCACCGGUCCCGCGCCGACGCGGACACGUACGAUUGGCUCACCCCGCCGUCGCGUUCGCCGCGCCUCCGCUCGCCAGUUAGUGCCUGUUACCCGCGCCGUUCCGACUGUAACCAUUACAACGAGGAGUGCGGCGACGGCGACAACUGUGGUUUUUAUUCAGACCAGGAAGUACCCAGGAGUUAUUCCACCGCUGACGGCGGACGCCACACUCCGAGAGCCACGCAUGACAGAGAGGUGUCCCACAAACAGAUGAGCCAACUUAUUCUGUCCUCUCUCCUCCAUCAGAAGCAGCCCGCCCGAGCCAUUUACGACUUUAAGGCGCAGACGGCCAAGGAGCUGACGUUCAAGAAAGGCGAUGCGGUCAACAUCAUCAGACAGAUCGACAACAACUGGUACGAAGGCGAGCACCGCGGCCGCGUGGGAAUCUUCCCCAUCGCUUACGUGGAGAAGACGGCAUCGGCGGAAAAGCCGCAGCCCAGCCGCCCGCCUCCGCCCGCCCACGUCAGGGAGAUCGGUCAAGCCGUGGCUCGCUACAACUUCAACGCCGACACCAACGUGGAGUUGUCGCUGCGAAAGGGCGAGCGGGUGACGGUGAUCCGACAGGUGGACCAGAACUGGUACGAGGGGAAGAUCCCGGACACCGGCAAGCGGGGCAUCUUUCCCGUGGCCUACGUGGACUUGAUCAAGCGCUCUGGCCACCGCGCGGACCCCCACGGAUACCGUGGCGACAGGACGCCCGGCUCGGCGCCCGUCACGCGGUUAGUCCAGGAAGCUCUUCACGGCGGCGGAGACCCCUUCCAGGCCGUGUACAACUACGUGCCACGAAACGAAGACGAGCUGGAGCUGAGGGAGGGCGACGUCAUCGACGUCAUGGAGAAGUGUGACGACGGAUGGUUUGUCGGGACAUCUCGCCGAAGCAAGUUGUUCGGCACCUUCCCGGGAAACUACGUCAAGCAAGUGCCAUGAAGGAUUCCCGGCUCCGCCCCUAUUCUGGCCGUCCCCGCCUGCCCCGAUUCCCGCCCCGCCCGGCCCCGCCCUCCUCAGCACAGAAGACGCGCGUUGCGACACAGCUCUCACUAGCCAACAGAAGACCUCGUUAGUACCUUUUUUUUGUUGUUGUUUUUUAACUCUUCGUUCACUUGUUUUUACGCUCACGGGCCGAAUUUUUUUUUUUUUUUUUUUGGUUGUUGUUACGUCCACACCCAAAAGACUUUGAUUCUAGGACAAAUGUUACAAAUGGUCACCGCUAGCCUUGAUGCACUUUAACCCAUUGCUGUUUGUUCGGCGUCAGACUUUCGACUCACUUUUUUUUAGUUGUUUUAUCGAAGGGACGCUCCUCAUACCUGAUAUUCCUAUUUUUACUCCGCCCACUUUUUCGGUUUUUGACCGAUGGUACGGAAGAGGAUUUAGGAUUGUAAGAUUCUGACUUUAAAGUCAGAAUUCUGACCUAAAGAUGUCAUUAGCAAUAGCGUACAAGCUACACAGUGUAUCUCAGUUAUGAGCAUAACAGCUAAAUGAACAAAAUGCGCUGUGUUGUGUCACUUCCUGUUGAUAACGGGUCACUUCCUGUUGAUUUGGCGGCAUUUCGGUGUCACUUCCUGUUGAUAUCAAGUCACUCCUUUGAUAACAGGUCACUUCCUGUUGAUAAUGGGUCACUCACUGCUGAUUUAAGGGUCUUUCGGGGUCACUUCCUGUUGAUUUGGAGGCAUUUCAGGGUCACUUCCUGUUGAUAUUGGGUCACUCCAUUGAUAACAGGUCACUUCCUGUUGAAAACAGGUCCCAUCCUGUUGAUUUUGAGGCAUUUAGGGGUCACUUCCUAUUGAUAUUGGGUCACUUCCUCUUGAUUUGGAGGCAUCUCGGAGUCCCUUCCUGUUGAUUUGGGGGGGCCUUUCAGCUUCAGGUUCUGAUACAGGUCACUUCCUUCAUAUUUUGGGGCACUUAAGGGUCACUUCCUAUUGAUUUGGGGUCACUUCCUGUUGAUUUGGCAGCAUUUCGUUGUGACUUCCUGUUGAUAUUGAGUCACUCCUUUGAUAACAGGUCACUUCCUGUUGAUAAUGGGUCACUCACUGUUGAUUUAAGGGUCUUUCGGGGUCGCUUCCUGUUGAUUGGGAGGCAUUUCAGGGUCACUUCCUGUUGAUAUUGUGUCACUCAUUUGAUAAUAGGUCACUUCCUGUUGAUUUGGAGGCAUUUCAGGGUCACUUCCUGUUGAUAUUGGGUCACUCCAUUGAUAGCAGGUCACUUCCUGUUGAUGACAGGCACUUGCUGUUGAUGUGGAGGCACUUCAGGGUCACUUCCUGUUGGUAUUGAGACACUCAUUUGAUAACAGGUCACUUCCUGUUGAUAUUGAGUCACUCCGUUGAUAGCAGGUCACUUCCUGUUGACAACAGGCACUUGCUGUUGAUGUGGAGGCAAUUCAGGGUCACUUCCUGUUGAUAUUGAGACUCUCAUUUGAUAACAGGUCACUUACUGUUGAUAUGGUGGCAUUUGGGGGUCACUUCCUGUUGAUUUGGAUGCAUUUCGGGGUCACUUCCUGUUUAUUUGAAGGCAUUUUGGGGUCCCUUCCUGUUGAUUUUGGGGGCCUUUCAGCUUCACGUUUUGAUGCAGGUCACUUCCUGAUGAUUUUGGGGCACUUAAGGGUCACUUCCUGUUGAUCUCUGGUCACUUGCUGUUGAUUGGUUGGCAUUUUGGGUUCACUUCCUGUUGAUACAGGUCACUUCCUGUUGAUUUGGGGGCAUUUCAGAGUCACUUCCUGUUUAUCUGGUCACUUCCUGUUGAUUAGUUGGCAGUUUUUGUUCACUUGCUGUUGAUUUGGAGGUAUUUUGGGGUCUCUUCCAGUUGAAAUUGAGUCAGUCAUUUGAUAACAGGUCACUUCCUGUUGAUUUGGAGGCAUUUAGAAGUCACUUCCUGUUGAUAUCAGGUCACUCAUUUGAUAGCAGGUCACUUCCUGUUGAUUUGGGGGCAUUUUGGGGUCACAUCCUGUUGAUAUUGGGGGCUUUUCAGCUUCACAUCCUGUUACAGGUGACUUGCUGUUGAUUUGGGGGCAUUUUUGAGGUCACUUUCUGUUGAUAUCAGGUCACUUCCUGUAGAUUUUGCGGGCAUUUAGUGGUGACUUCCUGUUGAUAUGGGGUCACUCCUUUGAUAACAGUUCCCUUACUGUUGAUUUUGGGGCAUUUCAGGGUCACUUCCUGUUGAUAUCAGGUCACUUCCUGUAGAUUUUGGGGCAUUUAGUGGUGAUUUCCUGUUGAUAUUGGGGGCAUUUUGGAGUCACUUCCUGUUGAUAGCAGAUUAUUUCAUUUUCAAUUGGGGAAUUUGGGGUCACUUCUUGUUGAUGUGGGGCAAUUCGGAGAAUAAAGCGAGAAUUCCAACUUUAAAGUCAGAAUGUUUUUUUUUCUUCAAUGGCCCUAAUCCUCUUCCGUACGAUGGACACCUUUCACGUUCACGCUUGCGGCAAAAAAGCGGGAUAUUUGAAACAAAAAAGGCCCUUCCUUUCAACAUUUUAUAUCUAAUUGACAUCAUUUACUCAUCCAAAAGUUCAGGAAAUCAAAAGUGGUAUACUGUUUUUUCUCAAGCUGUACAAAACAGGCUAGAUCAGCAGUUCCUCCACCAGGGGGCGUCCGUACUAUAUUCCCAUCCACAUUUUAGCUGCAAAGGGGAUUUUCUAUGGGUUUUAUUUUUUUCGGGACACUGUUUAUGACUGGAGCACCUUAAAAAUUCUUUUUAUUCUUAUUCACAUUUUGUCACCUUUGUGUGUGAGUGUGUUUCCUAUCAACAGCGCCAUCUUGUGUGUGUUUUCUACAUUUUGGGGGGGGAGUCAACGCCGCCUUAAAAACAGGACAUGCUGGACCGCCGUGUAAUAUGUGAGGAAUGCAAAAAAAAAAAAAAAAAAAAAAGGCUUAUUUGUCAACAAAUAACACAUGCGCACACACAAAUGUCAAGUAUUUCUACUUUGCAUUUUACGGGGCUGUGUAUUAUUAUUAAUAAACACUUAGAUUUAUGAUCUUAGUCCUUGUCUUUUUAUGAAAUGCGCCAUUUUAAAUGCUUGUUGUGGUUGUUUAAUACUGCAUAAAGGCUCACUAUAAAAUGUGGGAGGUCUGGCUGCCAAUGAAAAUGGACAAAACAAAGUUCAUUGGCUGUCAAGCCUCCCAGUUCAAACGGAUUGGACGCCUAAGGCUGUCAAUAGGAGCCAAUGAGAUCAUUUUGGGGCGUUUCAGGUCAUUUCCUGUUGUUUUUCGGACACUUCCUGUUAAUUUAGGGGGUUUUAUGGCUCACUUCCUGUCAAUUUUGGGUCACUUCCUGUUAAUUGGGAGGCAUUUUAGGUUCACUUCCUGUUAGUUUUGGGGUUGUUAUGGGUCACCUUCUGUUGGUUUUGGGUAUUUACAGGUCAGUUCCUGUUAAGUUUGGGGUUUUGAUGAGUCACUUCCUGUUGAUUUUGGGUCACUUCCUGUUGAUUGGAGGCAUUUUGGGUUCACUUCCUGUUAUUUGGGGGGUUUUAUGGGUCACUUCCGGUCGAUUUUUGGUCACUUCCUGUUGAUUGGGAGGCAUUUUGGGUCACUACCUGUUGAUUGGGAGGCAUUUAAAGUUCACUUCCUGUUGAUUUUAGGGUUUUGAUGGUUCACUUCCUGUUGAUUUUGGGUCACUUCCGGUUGAUUGGGAGGCAUUUUGGCUUCACUUCCUGUUGAUUUUGGAGAGUUUAUGGGUCAAUUCCUAUUGGUAUGGGGGCACUUCCUGUUGGUUUGGGGUCACAUCCUGUUAAUUUGGGGAUUUUAUGGGUCACUUCCUGUUAAUUUGGGGAUUUUUAUGGUUCACUUUCUUUUAAUUUUGGGGCAUUUAUGUACCUUCCUAUUGAUUGGGAGGCAUUUUGGGUUCACUUCUUGUUAAUUAUGGGGGUUAAAUGGGUCACUUCCUGUUGAUUUUGGGGCAUUUUGGGUCACUUCCUGUAAAUUUAAGGGUUCUCAUGGAUCACUUCCUGUUAAAUUUGGGGGUUUAUGUGUCACUUUCUGUUGAUUUUGGUCAUUUCCUGUUAAUUUGAGGUUUUUUAUCAGUCACUCCCUGUUUAUUUUGGGGCAUUUAUGUACCGUCCUAUUGAUUGGGAGUCAUUUUGGGUUCACUUCGUGUUAAUUUGGGAGCUUUUAUGGGUCACUUGCUGUUGAUUUUGGGCCACUUCCUUUUAGUUUUGGCGAUAUUAUGGGUCACUUCCUCUUUGAUUUUGGGUCACUUCCUAUUGAUUGGGAGGCAUUUUGGGUUCACUUCUUGUUAAUUUAGGGGUUUUUUGGGUCACUUCCUGUUGGGAUUUCUAUGAUUCACUUUCUGUUGGUUUGGAAUAUUUACAGGUCACUUCCUGUUGAUUUGGGGGGUUUUUAUGGGUCACUUCCUGUUGGGGUUUUUAUGGUCACUUCCUGGUUAUUUGGGGGUUUUUAUGAGUCACUUUCUGUCAAUUUUGGGGUUGUUAUGGGUCACUUCCUCUUGAUUUUGGGUCACUUCCUGUUAAUUUUGGAGAUAGUAUGGGUCACUUCCUCUUUGAUUUUGGGUCACUUCCUGUUGAUUGGGAAGGAUUUUGGGUUCACUUCUUGUUAAUUUUGGGUGUUUUUAUGGGUCACUUCCUGUUGAUUUUGGGGUUGUUAUGGGUCACUUCCUCUUGAUUUUGGGUCACUUCCUGUUAAUUUUGGAGAUAGUAUGGGUCACUUCCUCUUUGAUUUUGGGUCACUUCCUGUUGAUUGGGAGGGAUUUUGGGUUCACUUCUUGUUAAUUUUGGGUGUUUUUAUGGGUCACUUCUUGUUAAUUUUGGGUGUUUUUAUGGGUCACUUGCUGUUUAUUUAGGGGUUUUUAUGGUUCACUUCCUGUUGGGAUUUUUAUGGUUCACUUCCUGUUGGUCUGAGGCAUUUACGGGUCACUUCCUGUUGAUUUUGGGGUUUUUAUUGGGGACUUCCUUUUGGGGUUUUUAUGGUUCACUUCCUGUUGAUUUGGGGGUUUUUAUGGUUCACUUCCUGUUAAUUUUGGGGUUUUUAUGGGUCAUUUCCUGUUAAUUUUGAGGUUGCUAUAGGUCACUUCCUCUUGAUUUUGGAGCAUUUUGGGUCACUUCCUGUUGAUUUGGGGGGUUUUAUGGGUCUCUUCCUGUUGAUUGGGAGGCAUUUUGGGUUCACUUCCUUUUAGUUUAUUUAUAGGUCACUGUUAAUUUUGGUGAGUUUAAGGGUCACUUUGGAUUUUGGGGCAUUUCUGGGUCUAUUGCUGUUUAUUUUGGGUUACUUCCUGUCAAUUUUGAGUCUGUUGAUUCUGGGGCAUUCAUGGGUCACUUCCUACUAAUUUUGGCACAUUUAGGGGUCGUUUAUUGUUGAUUUGGAGGCCGUUUCU
This is a messenger RNA of Corythoichthys intestinalis (scribbled pipefish), 10252 nucleotides long. It is a transcript of the gene sorbs2a, whose product is annotated as sorbin and SH3 domain containing 2a. The record is from RefSeq and is a predicted model, not a curated record. NCBI's taxonomy places the organism in Eukaryota, Metazoa, Chordata, Actinopteri, Syngnathiformes, Syngnathidae. The transcript is spliced from 26 exons. Gene Ontology annotation, molecular function: protein binding. Gene Ontology annotation, cellular component: plasma membrane. The coding region runs from base 587 to 4870 and encodes 1427 amino acids.